GGCGGGGCGGGGCGGAGGAGGCCGGAGCCCGGAGCCCGUGGCCGCCGCGAGGCUGCCGGAGCCGGUGGGCCCGGGCCAUGGAGUACCGCGCAAGGGGCAGCUCCCUGCUGGACGAGAUCAGCUUCUGGGCUGAUCGAACGCCAGUUCAUGAAGCAGCCAGGCAGGGAGAGAUCCUGCAGCUGCAGCAGCUGAUAGAGAGCGGCGCCUGCGUCAACGCCGUCACCUAUGACUCUAUCACCCCGUUGCACGAGGCGAGCCUGCGAGGACAAACGCAGUGUGUCAAGCUCCUGCUGGCUGCAGGGGCCCAGGUGGAUGCCAGGAAUAUCGACGGCAGCACCCCGCUCUGCGACGCCUGUGCCUCGGGUAGCAUAGAGUGUGUGAAAUUGCUGCUGUCCCAUGGUGCCAAGGUGAACCCUCCCCUUUACACAGCGUCUCCUCUCCACGAAGCCUGCAUGAAUGGUAGCUCAGAGUGCGUGCAACUCCUCAUUGACGUCGGUGCAAACUUGGAGGCUCACGACUGCCAUUUCGGGACGCCCCUACAUGUGGCCUGUGCCAGGGAGCAUCUGGACUGUGCAAAGUUGCUGCUCAAGGCAGGGGCAAAUGUGAACGCAGCUAAACUUCACGAGACAGCCCUCCACCACGCAGCAAAAGUGAAAAACGUGGAUCUGGUGGAGAUGCUGAUUGAAUUCGGAGGAAACGUUUACGCAAGGGACAACCGAGGAAAGAAGCCGUCGGAUUACACCUGGAGCAGCAGUCCCACGGCAAAGUGCUUUGAGUACUAUGAAAAAACGCCUCUGAGUUUGUCGCAGCUUUGCAGAGUUACGGUGAGGAAAGCCGCCGGGCAGCGAGCGCUGGAGAAGAUUGCCAAGCUAAAUAUUCCUCCGCGAUUAAUCCAGUACCUGUCCUACAACUGACAGGGGCGAAGGUGGCCGGGAAGGACGAUAUCUCUAGCUCCUGCAGUAUGAAGUAUCUGUCUCUUUCUCUUCUACCUCCCCACAAAAGACUAAUUUUAAUUUAAGCAAACCGGUGUAAAUAGUAUUUAUGAGGCAGCACUUCCUCUUCUCCCUGGGCAAAGGCAGGCUCAGGCAACAUGUAGCACUGGCUUAAAGUUGUAACCUCUCCUGGGGGGAUCGGUUAGACUGUCGCUAUGUUUGAAGCUGUAGCGCUCGCUCUUUGAGCGGGAUUAAUCUUGCCUAAUUUUACCUGUCUCUAGCCUAACGGCGUCUCCAUAUGAUCUAGCCAGGCUCCCUUUGCAGUCAGUGGAUAGAAAUAGAUACUUCUGGAGCAUGAUUCAUCUGUCCUGUUUUAGACACCCGUGCUGGGAUGAUAACAGUAUGCCUCGGGAGCACCUGCCCCCACUGACUGCAAAGGGAUUUAGAGGAGAUACCCUCGGAUACAGACAUCUGUGUUUCUGCAGCGGGAGCACUGGAUCCCACCUCUGUGUUAAUAACUCAAAUGACAACUGCCUAAUGCCAAGGGACAAGGCUCAAGAGACCUGGGCAUUCUAGCUGGAGGCAAAAUAAGUCCCCAGCAAGCUCAGGACUAAUCAGAGGCACUGCAACCGGUUACUGACUUGCCAUGAGCUUCAGGGGGCUUUGGCUCAGCACCAGCAGUGAGGACAAACUGCUGCCAGAUCAGGGUUGACUUUGCCCAUCCUCGCUGAAGGUGAGCCAGCUCUUACUGUAGAGUUCCUCUAGGGUAUCACCACAUCUAAUUUUCAAGCCCAAGCAGGAAGCAGGUCUCUCUGCACGUCCAAGGAUGCUUUCCUCCAGACGGCUGGUCCCAAAGAAUAUUUCUCUGCUUGCUCUGAGCCACCGCGGCCACUCUGUUGGUUUUAUAUGCAAUAAAUGGCAGAGCUGCUGCCUGGUGGUGCCUGAAGUGCGGCGAGGACACGUCCCUCGUGCAGGGGUGCCGCAGAUCCCCGGGGCGUAUACCCACAUGUGAAAGGCAAUAGGAGGGCUGGGCUCUGCCUUGGAUUUUGAGAUUUUUAUGUUUGUUUUUCCCUCUCUGAGUUUCUCUCUCAGUGCUGGAGCCUCUCCAGAGGUUGGCAGCGGGAGCCAGCCCUGAGCCUUGUGCUGCUGAGCGUUGCGCUCGAAUCCGUUGGCUUCAGCAGGCGCGACUGCAGCUUUGCCCUUCGGUGAUUUAAACCUUCAGGGUGCCAUUUGUAUGAGCAGAGCCAAAAUUGUCAUCUACCUUCCAGAUGAGACGUUACGCGUUGUCUGAAGGCAGUAACCUACAGGAUAUGUGGUACUAAGGGAAUGGAACUCCCUCAUGCCCUCAUGGCAAGUCUUAGCACUGUGAUGAGAGCAAAUUCCUCUGAACGGCAGCAAACGUGCACUGUCUAACGUGGCAUCAAGCUAAGUCAGGGCUCUCAAUGUCCUUCGUGCCGUGAACUAGCACUUGAGAGCAAAUGGUUGCUUGCCUGCAAGAUCUCGUGCUCUCCCAGCCAGCACGAUGGAGCUCAGCCUCGGCAGGGAGGGGGAAAACAGCAUAAGCGCAGGCUUAAAGAGCUGAGGUGGAACUGAACACACUUUGAUGGUGACCAGCAAAUCGCUUUGGUUUUGAAUUUUUGCUUAGGUUCAUUCCCCCCGCACCCCUUUGUUGUUUUGGGUUUGUUUUUUCCUUCCGUGUGGUAUCAUAUAGAGCAGGACAGAAAAACAUUUGAGAUCCUGCUCUUUGGGGAUUGUCUGUUUAUAAUUGUGAUUUUUCUGUUUGAAGUCUGAGAAAUGUGAAACUGCCAAGAAGCUCAGGGAAGCCCUAGAGAUGUUGUUUUGUGGGAUUCAUCCCUGUGAUCGAUAGAAUAAAGUUUUUGUAUUGUAUCUUUCAAGAAAAGCUUCCUCUGCCCAACAUGCAUGUCCUUGCAGAUAAAUACGUGUUAGGAAAGUUGCACCUCUUGGUUCUGGGGUGAAAACCUUCCCCCUUGGUUCAAAUUCAAAUCCCUUGUUAGGUUGUUUUUUUAGCAUUGCCUAAGCAAUGUAAAAACAAAAGACUCCUCCAACAACUGAGAAUAAACUUACAAGUUCCUAUUUAUGUAAUCUUUUUUUUUUUUUUUUCCUCUCUUUUAAGUCAUCUCUCUGGAAGGUUCUUAAAUUAGCUUUUUUUUUUUUAAUAUCUCUUUUAAGAGGUCCUCCUGAUCCAUGGACGCAUCCAGAAAGGACUUACCGAGAGAGCUGAGCCCCUCUUAUUUGGUGGCGCUAGCCAGACUCAUUCAGUAGCAGUUUUCUUAAGACAUCUGCUUCUUAUGGCCACGUCUGGAGGAAGAGAUGUUCCCAGAAGGUCCUCUGAGAGCCAGCGAGCUAGAAAACAUCACCCGAGUCGUUCCCCGGUGUGCCGUGGUGCUGAGGCAGGCGGCUGGGUCAUGCCAUGGCGGUUUAUGCCCCGAUGGGGGUUUACUUGUGCGUUUCUGGGUUUCUAAACUGCAAGUGAAAACUGAGAUUCUUUUUAAUCUUUUAUCCAACUUGGACUUGAUGAUCUUAAAGGUCUUUUCUGACCUCAACGAUUCUAUGGUUCUAUCAACAGCUUGUCUAGUCCUCAGUUCUUUUAAUUCUGCAGGGAUUUUUCAGCUGGUUGUGAAGCAUCUUCUGAGCUAUUGCGUUUUACAGCUCAGAGUAAAGGCAAAGUAAGUGCCGGAUUAAACCAAUGCGAUCUUUUGGCUUCCCUUGAUAUCUCAGACUGCAAUUUUUGUGGCAGUUAGCAGUUACUGCAGGAGUAGCGGCAUCAUCCUUGCCGCAGGUAUAGUCUGGAUAGCUGAGAAUCACUGUAGCCGCCCAAACUAAGAGGAAAAUGAGCAGCUGUGGAGAUAAUGUUGCCCUGACAGGGGUUGGGGGCUAUGCUGGGGGUCAAUUUUGGAUUUCAGUUUCCUCUCUUAGUGAAUUGCUGAGGGUACCUCCAGUUAGUAAUACAAGAGGCCACAGUGGGUCACUGGGGAGCCAUCCCCAGCACUCUGCUUCUGCAAACCAUCGUACUCUGUCGCCCUGCUUGACAUGAGCCACAGAAAUGGUCAGCUCAUGAUUCCCCACAAGACAUCCCAGAGGCCGUGGACGCGCUGUUCUGUAGCCCUUUAAGCCGUACCCGUCUCUCGUUGCACCAUUGCAUCACAGGUACGGGUUGGGACAGGCGGUUGUGGCUGCUCCCAAGAGAUUCCUCUUCCAGUUAUUUUUGCACUGGUUGUGUUUUGUUUCUUAUGGGUAUAAGAAAGAAGGUCUCAAGAGGACCUUAUCUUCUGGAAGUUUUAUCACCCAAUUUACGCUUAGUUUAUAGGGACUGGGUGCCUUUGUUUCAGUGGCAGCUGAAAGACCCGUGGGUUUGCAGAGUUUGGGGAUUGUUGGGUAUGAAGGAGAGUCUCUAAAUCCCAGGUAUUAAGUGAAACUCCUCAGUUGACUCUGCUGGGGUUACACCCUUUGCUUUAUUCAUAUGUCAGGUUCUGGCUAUUAUUUCACUCCUUUCACCCUUUAAUCCAAAUGUCAAAUGAGGGCAUGAAUCCAGUGCAAACAAACCCAAACGCACCAGGCCGGUCCUGCUUUCAUCCGUCCCCUUCCCGGGCUCCCCAAACUGCAAACCCAGCUGAGCAUUUUGGGCCACCUCCCCUCUCCUGUGGGUUUCUCCACCAGCUUUGCUACAGCAGCACGGGGAGCGGUCUGAAAUAACCCUGCUGCUUCAGGGAAGCCCAGGUGAGAACAGGGCUUUGCUUUCAUCCGUGAAAAUCAUCUUUUGGACAGUCAGCCUUGCUCCUGGGUGCUGCCAGUUGCUGCUGGCCGGGCUUCUUAAGGUCAGCUCACAAGCGGGGAGCUUGAUUGUAGCAGCUUUUCUCCGACUAUGUGAAGUUUGUCCAGAAAAAACAAGGUGUGACUGAAGCCAAUGCCUUGGAAGAAGGCCUCGAGGUGCUGAAGAAUUAACUCCUUGUAACGCCAGCAAAUGUUGCUUUCCCCGGACGAGGCGGAGAGGAGCCACCCUUCCCCUCCGUGCAUGAGGGAACGAUUUAUGCCGUUGGUUGCAGCUCCCCAGGUCUCAGCGUGAAAAAACAGUGGCAAAGGGAGGACAUCAAACACCAACAGGGUUGGUGUUUUAAUUUUUUAAUAUCUUCAGGGGACUUCAUACAAGACAGCAAAGCCCAAGAGCUGCCCUAAGCUUUGCAUCAGCAAACAAAGACCUUGGUGUCCUCUGGAAAGUGGCACCUGAAGAUGAGUAAUGCAGUAGUUGCAUCACGUUUAGGGCAAGCAUGAGCAUGAAGUGUCUGUUCUACCUCUUGAUUUAAAAAAAAAAACAACAAACCUCCAAACGCUGAAGAUGUUGAGUAUUUACCUGAGCUUUUGCACACCCUGUUCAUCGCUUCCCUUCUCUCUUCAGGGGAACGAGCGAUCUUGCGGACGCUUGCAAGAAGAUGGCGCCUGUCCCGCACGCUUGAGCGGGAGCCGGUAUAAACCGAGUUGGGGGCGUCUCUGCUGACUCGCACUUGCUUGAGCUCCAGCCUUGGGCAGCUCGGAGGCUGGUGAACAUCCUGCUUCCUGGCCCGGCUGCGGCCGGAGCACCGGUUGUUUUGAAAUCAGGGUUUUUAAGGCCAAGGUUGUUAUUUUCAAACUGAAAGCCAGCACCUAAAUCCAUAGCAAGGUAGUGAAGCACGAGGGAGGAGAAAACCCUACUGAUAUCUUAGAGUCUCUGUAAACCACGACUACUUCUAGGUGGCACCUUUAGGUUUGCCUGUGCUGUUAGUCAACCCCAGGCUCUCUUUGCUGCAUGCCGCUGGGGACAAAAACCUCCUCUGUCCUGCAAAAAAAAAAAAACCCCAACCAACUCACUUUUUUACCCAACAGCGUAGAUACAGCUUGUGCUUUGGUAACUGCCCUAUAACUGUGAUACCCUGAUGCUUCUCUGGGUUUAGGCACUGAGACACCGGGCUCAGAAAGCGUUGACCUCUGUUUGGAAAGAGUACAGCACACUGCAAAGAUGCUAUUUGUAUUUAUACUUGAUUGUCUGAGUUUUAAUGGCUCCUAGCACACCGUGGCGGUAAGAUUUGGGCAGGUAAAAAUGUGCUGGAGUGUUAUUUGUGAUUAAAACUCUCUCUGAAAGGUUUCA
This is a messenger RNA of Phalacrocorax carbo (great cormorant), 6072 nucleotides long. The record is from RefSeq and is a predicted model, not a curated record. Lineage: Eukaryota; Metazoa; Chordata; Aves; Suliformes; Phalacrocoracidae.